AUCGUCGAUGCGUGGCCAAGGUUCGGAAGGCACAGGCGCAGAAGGCCCCUCCGAAAGGGAACAAAGCCUUAGGAUGGAAGCCUCUGCCGCAAAAGCGCGCUUCCUCUCUCGUAUGCAGGCUCGGCAAAGGAGCACUGCUACUGGUGCAUCGAUUUCGGCAUCUUCGGGAGAUGCAGAACAAGGUCAUGUAGCUGCACUCGUCGAAAAUGAGCGGACUCGGUCUCGUCUUUUAGCAAGAGGUGGUGGAUCUACGUCAGGUGAUGUGGUACGCGACCGAGAAUCGAUGACACAACAAGAACUCUUAAGGCUUACGGUAAUUCAUCUGAAGGAGCAUCUUCUUUGGUCUCUUUUUAAAGGGAAAACCAACCCUCCAAAGAUAAGAUGCCUUUGAGCAUGAAUAUUAUAGGUAAGGUCUAAAAUGACUACGAAAUAGUAAUGGCACGAACAGCGGCACUACAACGAGAAGUCAGAUUCUUACCUCCAUGAAAAGCAAUCUGAGUCCUAGAACUUCUUCUAUGCUGAAGGAUCGACAGUUACUGA
Messenger RNA from Amoebophrya sp. A25, 540 nucleotides. The record is from the annotation of a GenBank genome assembly. Lineage: Eukaryota; Dinophyceae; Syndiniales; Amoebophryaceae.